Molecule: messenger RNA, 1716 nt
Organism: Sander lucioperca (pikeperch)
Lineage: Eukaryota; Metazoa; Chordata; Actinopteri; Perciformes; Percidae
Product: iroquois-class homeodomain protein IRX-5-like
Exons: 3
Coding region: 234-1424 (396 amino acids)
Biological process (GO): neuron differentiation; cell development; regulation of transcription by RNA polymerase II
Cellular component (GO): nucleus
Molecular function (GO): RNA polymerase II cis-regulatory region sequence-specific DNA binding; DNA-binding transcription factor activity, RNA polymerase II-specific
Source: RefSeq, a predicted model, not a curated record
UUGAGUCUCUCAGCAGCAGCUGAAGCUGAAAACUAGAAACACACAAACUGAACUGAUGCUCCUGGACUCUCCUUCGUUUUUAAACCUCUUCUUCCCUCCUCCUCCUCCUCCUCUUCCUCCUCUUCCUCCUCCUCCUCUUCUCUUCCCUCUGCUGUCUCGGGGAACCGCGCGCUUUGGCUCUCCGAUGUGAGGAGUUGGCCCGUGCGUAAUAGUCGGGCUCCGUGCGCGCCGCCAUGGCUUAUCCUCCUCAGGGUUUCCUGUUCCAGCCGUCCGUGUCUCUGGCUCUGCACUCCUGUCCGUCCUUCGGCUCCGGACUCCUCCUGGGACCGAGGACGGAGGAGCUGGGCCGCUCCUCUUCGGGCUCAGCCUUCGCUCCGUACUCGGGAUCAGCGAACUCUCCCGGUUUCAGCUCGCAGCUCCCGUACGGCGGGGAGCCCCGGGCCGCCGCUGCGCUCGGCUCCUUUGUGAGUCCAGGAUAUGAUCCGUCCUCGGGCGUCUCCGGCUCCUUGGACUACCACCCGUUUGGGGCCCUGGGGCCCUACCCUUACGGAGACCCCGCCUACAGGAAGAACGCCACACGGGACGCUACGGCUACGCUGAAGGCCUGGCUCAACGAGCACCGGAAGAACCCGUACCCCACCAAGGGAGAGAAGAUCAUGCUGGCCAUCAUUACCAAGAUGACGCUGACGCAGGUGUCCACCUGGUUCGCCAACGCACGGCGGCGCCUGAAGAAGGAGAACAAGAUGACGUGGACACCGAGGAACCGGAGCGAGGACGAGGAGGACGAAGACAACAUCGACCUGGAGAGAAACGACGACGAGCUGGAGACCAAGAAAGAAGACGCUUCUCAUCUUCCUGCCUCUGUGGGGACCGCCUGUGUGUUGGUGUACAGAGAGGACAGCGGUAGCAGCAGCGACACCGACCCAGACUUUAAAGACUCGGGGGACCGGAGGCUGCCGCUCCUCCCUGGCCCCACUCCUCCCCAAAACGCACCCCCGGUGACGGUCAGAGUGCCAGAGACGGAGCGACCGCUGAGCCCACCAUCUAAAAAGCACGUUGACUCCUGCAGCGCCAUCCAGGGACCGAACCCGGCUCCAAAACCCAAACUGUGGUCCCUGGCUGAAAUCGCCACUUCAUCGGAUAAAAGUAAAGGAUCUAGUGACUCUUCGCAGAGCGGGGGGGCCCCGGCCCGGACCCCAUACCUGCACAACCCCACCCUGCCCCGACACCUCUACUACGCCUCCCCCUUCGUCCCGGGAUACUCGAGCUACGGUGCUCUGGGGCCGCUGCAUGGUGGCUCACACUUAAACGGAUUACAGCAGACGAUGCUGCAGAGAGCCGAGGCAAUGGCCAGAGACUGCAAACUGCGCAGUCAGAGCCAGAUGGAGCUGCACAAACUCAAGGAAGGCAUGACGAACCUUUGAACACUUUAUUCACCGGGACCGGUGAACCUGGGUAGACGCUCGAUCAAUAGAUACACGUGUCGACUUUAACAUGGGCAGGCGUCAACACUUCAGGCUUUAACACUGUUCAACACACGUUUGUUUACACUUUACUAUUUUGGUUGCUUUGGCAUAAUUUUUAAAGUGCUGGGUCAAGACUUUUGGUGUCAUUUUUAGACGCUCUGGGUAGGGCGUCAUUUUUUAACGUGCAGGAUAAAACCACUAAAUUAGGGCUAGGGAAAGAUGGUGGGUGGGGUCUCUAUCGUUGUCUCUC